GUUCUUUCAUUUCAGUCCUCUCAACCCAUUUUUUUGAACGGAAGCGCCAUACUCGCCGAGGAACCUCUCUUCGAAAAAAUUAGUUCUUUUCUUCCUCAAUCUAGGUUUCUGAAUCCCUAAUUCCUGGUCCUUCUCUUUCUCUUUCUCUCUCUGAAUCUCCCUCUCUUCAAAGCUGUAGGGAGAGAGACAAGAGAGAGAAGAAUCAAGAUUUCAAAAUUUCGAUGGCCUCUCCCUGUUUCUGAGGCGGACAGCUAGAGCGCUCGUUGUCUCAUUCCACGACAAAAAAAAUUGCAGGGAGAAGGCAAGUAGCGUGGAAGGGAAUUGAUAUAUCAAUGGCAUUUUGUCUCUUUCAAGUGAGAUCGUAUGGAGGGGGAAAUGGCUGAAGAAAUGGACUUUAUUGUUGAAGAUGCGUUUGAUUCAGAAAUCGAUCUCGAUUACGAGUUUGACGCGGUUAGGUGCUUCGAUUUCAGUCGUCCGGAAUCACAUGCAGAGGCUAGGGAGGCAGAGUCGUGGUUUGAAUCUGCUGGAACUUAUCCACCUUCGCCUUUUGUAAUAAAGUUGAUCCAGGAAGAAGAUAUUGACGUGGAAAAUUUAAAUUCAUCUCCAAGUUGCAAAGAAAGCGAAAACAUGAGUUCUAUUAGGAAUGACUCGGACAUUAGCAUGGCUCCUGAAGUCUCUGUAGAUGAAAACAACAGAGAACACAUUCCGAAAGAUAAAAUGGUUUCUGCAAUCUGGUCAUCUCUUUCAAGGAGUUCAACUUUAAUGAAACCCACAGCAAGUGUGUUAGCCAAGCAAAAUAAACCACGAGAAGCAAAUUUUACUAGAUUUCUGAGAAGGUUUCAGAAGCCAUGUAAAAUCAGUGAGAAAAGUUCAAAGAAUCACCCUGUGAUUGACAACCCAGAAACCAAAAGACAAAAGCUAGAGACUGGCUACUUGCGUAAGGUUGCUCAUCUAAAGCACCAGUCGCUUUUGCUACACAAAGUACCUAAAAUGCCUGGACACCUUGAUCAUCAUAAUAGAAAGAGGGUUACCAUUCCAAGAGAACCUGACCUGGAAACAGCUCAGAGGGCACAUAGACAUAGGCCCAAGAAUAAUGUGGAGUCAGACAGACAUGCAAAACCAAAUGCUCGCCCCUUUAAAGCACGCCCCUUGAAUAGAAAAAUCUUGGAGGCUCCUUCUCUGCCCUUCCCUAAGAAGAGCACACCACAGUUGCCUGAGUUUCAAGUCUUUCACCUGAAGACAGCAGAGAGGGCUUUGCAACACACAUCAGAUAAUGCAACAAUAAUUUCUCGUUCGCUUUCACAUAAUGAAUCGAUCAACAUCACAAGAGAAAGCCUUCUAGAUGCUUUAACGGCGGACAAAUCUGCAACAGCUCACAAGUUCAAAGGUCAACCUCUUAAUGAGAAGGAAUUCAAGGUUCCAAGCUAUACGAGGUUGCUUUGUGAUCCUCCAGUAGACUUGUUUAAUAAGCUCUCCUUGACAUCUGAGGUCCAUCCUAAACCGCUCCUUCCUGCCAAGUGCUCAAAAGAGAAUGCACCCAGCUGCUUUCAUCAAGAAGUUGGGAUGAUAAAUGAAGUCAAAGAAAAACCACGAAGAUUUGGGGGGAAACAGACCCAGUGUGGUGUUGACCAGAGGAUCCCAAAAAUUGGUCACAGAGCUAGCAUUAACAGGAGCUUGGACAUCCGUUGAAAAUGCAAGCGAUCCAAGUUUCUCGAGGACCACUCUCAGUUAUACUUAUCUUUAUGCAACAUUGCAGCUGGUGAGUAUUCCACAUUUUUUGUUGAUAGUUGCUUGCUUAACUGCACAAGCCGUGGAAAUCGACAUCACUGCAUUUUUCAUAUGCAAGUUGGAAACCCUUCUCUGCCUACGAAUUGUAUUUUAUGCUGCAGAGGUCUUUUUAUUGUUUCGGUUUGUUGUAGCCAAAGGAAAUAUUUUAAAUGUUCAUUAUGAAAUGGUGGCCAUCCAUCCGUUAGAAUGUCGAGGGCAAGUAUUGUACAGUCUUCAAUCGCCCCUCUCUUUUUAUAUGGUAAAAGCUACAUUGUAAUACUUGUAGGCCAUGUGAAGUACGUAGAUAAUUUAUAAAUUGAUUGGGAAAAAUACUCAAAA
Malania oleifera is the source of this 2106-nucleotide messenger RNA. RefSeq names its product protein TPX2. The record is from RefSeq and is a predicted model, not a curated record. Gene Ontology annotation, cellular component: mitotic spindle; nuclear microtubule. The coding region runs from base 364 to 1689 and encodes 441 amino acids. The transcript is spliced from 17 exons. Gene Ontology annotation, biological process: mitotic spindle assembly; regulation of mitotic spindle organization; activation of protein kinase activity. NCBI's taxonomy places the organism in Eukaryota, Viridiplantae, Streptophyta, Magnoliopsida, Santalales, Ximeniaceae. Gene Ontology annotation, molecular function: microtubule binding; protein kinase activator activity.